ACUCAGUGUGUCAGAGAGAGAGGCUGAAGAGGAGGGAAAAAGCAGAGACUAUUUGCACGGAGCUGAGUGUGUGUUUAUGUUUGUAUGUCUCUCCAUUGGUCGGCUGGGUGAAGGGGCACCAGGAGGAGAGGAAGAGGAAGAGGAGGAGGAGGGAGGAGGGAAACCUGCCUGGAUGAAAUUCUCGGUGUCACUACGUGUGGACCUUGACUGAUCCCAGGGUGAGGAAAAGGGAGAGAGACACUGAGGGGAGGUGGGGUGAUUGAGACUUUCACUGUGAGAAGAAGAAGAAGAAGGAGGUCAAGUCUGGUGCUUCGUUUUAUCAUGACAUUAGUGGGAGAACGAAGCGACGGAUUGAGCGCUCUUCAGUUGUGUGUCAACAGGAAUUCGCCCUAGAAAAGAAAAGGAGAAAAAACACAAGACUCUGGAAGUGGACUGCUGCCUUCAACCCAGCUAAGGAGCAGGACUUACAGAGAGUGUGUGUGUGUGUGUGUGUGUAACCGGUGGAGGGCAGAGGAGUGGAGGGCCAGGGGACGAACCUGGCCAUCAAACGGACUGGCAGCCUCCCCUCUCCUGGGAUCAUGUACCCUCAGGGCAGGCAUCCGGUUCCUUUACAACCCGGCCAGUCUUUCAAAUUCACCGUCCUGGAGACCCUGGACCGUAUCAAGGAGGAAUUCCAGUUCCUCCAGGCGCAGUAUCACAGCCUGAAACUGGAGUGUGAGAAGCUGGCCAGUGAGAAGACGGAGAUGCAGAGGCACUACAUCAUGUACUACGAGAUGUCUUACGGUCUCAACAUCGAGAUGCACAAACAGGUAAGAGAGAAAGUUUUUGGCAGUUUUUCUCAGUCUUCACUCACUGCUUGUU
This is a messenger RNA of Notothenia coriiceps (black rockcod), 861 nucleotides long. Its product is annotated as transducin-like enhancer protein 2. Lineage: Eukaryota; Metazoa; Chordata; Actinopteri; Perciformes; Nototheniidae. Gene Ontology annotation, molecular function: transcription corepressor activity; protein binding. The annotation marks the transcript as partial. Gene Ontology annotation, biological process: regulation of DNA-templated transcription; negative regulation of canonical Wnt signaling pathway. Gene Ontology annotation, cellular component: nucleus; transcription regulator complex. The record is from RefSeq and is a predicted model, not a curated record. The transcript is spliced from 4 exons.